UCGCUCUUUUUCUUUCUCUCUCUGAUAUCUUUCGGAGCCGUGCUCUUUGUGAAACAGAACGCACACCUUCACACACACACACGCACGCUGGCUGAGUGCGGCGGUCUGCGCCUGUAUCAGUGGGACUGCACGCGGUGGGCAGGCAUGGAUCGCUUCCUUGGCUUUGUCAAGCAGAUCCGGAGGUCCAGGAGACGCAAGGGCAAAAAGUACCGUCCGGAAGAGGAUUAUCACGAGGGUUACGAGGAUGUCUAUUACUAUGCUUCCGAGCACCUGCACCAUGAGGGGCCCUACACUAAACACUCCAAUCCCUCCAGGCCACCAGAUGGCGCUCUGGCAAUUAGGAGACAGAGUAUUCCAGAUGAGUUUAAGGGCACCAGCACCGUGGAGCUGAUCAAGAAGGAAGGCACAACCUUGGGCCUGACAGUAUCUGGAGGCAUCGACAAAGACGGCAAGCCCCGCGUCUCCAACCUGCGCCAGGGCGGCAUCGCUGCCAGGAGUGACCAGUUGAACGUAGGGGACUAUAUAAAGUCUGUGAAUGGAAUCAACUUGACAAAGUUUCGUCAUGAUGAGAUUAUUAGUCUGCUGAAGAAUGUUGGGGAGAGGGUCGUCCUGGAGGUCGAGUACGAGCUACCACCUGUCUCUGUACAGGGCUCAGGGGUCAUGUUCAAAAACGUGGAGGUGACGCUGCACAAAGAAGGCAAUACAUUCGGUUUCGUCAUCAGAGGAGGCGCCCAUGAAGACAGAAACAAAUCUCGCCCGGUUACCAUAACAACCAUCAGACCCGGCGGUCCGGCUGACAGGGAAGGUACCAUCAAACCCGGCGACAGGCUGCUCAGUAUUGACGGAAUUCGUCUGCAUGGAGCGUCUCACGCAGAGGCCAUGAGCAUCCUCAAACAAUGCGGCCAGGAAGCCACUCUUCUCAUAGAGUAUGAUGUGUCAGUCAUGGAUUCUGUAGCCACAGCUUCAGGCCCGCUGCUGGUGGAGGUGGCCAAGUCCAUGGGCUCCAGUUUAGGUCUGGCUCUCUCUACCUCCAUGUACUGCAAUAAGCAGGUCAUCAUCAUCGACAAGGUCAAACCAGCCAGCAUCGCCGAUAGGUGUGGUGCACUGCACGCAGGUGAUCACAUCCUCUCGGUGGAUGGCACAAGUAUGGAGUAUUGCACACUGGCCGAGGCCACCCAGCUGCUAGCUAGCGCUUCUGAACACGUCAAAAUGGAGAUUCUGCCCCACCACCAGACAAGACUGGCCCUCAAGGGCCCUGAACAUGUCAAGGUGCAGAGGAGUAACCGGCCAUUGCCCUGGGAAUCCGGAACCAACAACAACAGCAACUUCCUUCCCUAUCAACACUAUAACACCUACCACCCCGACCAGUCCCGCAGCCAGACCAAGCAGAAAACCUCUCCAAACAACCCCCCUCUGGGUUCAUCCUUCUCUCCCACCUCCAUGAGUGCCUACAGUCUGAGCUCACUCAACAUGAACACGUUGCCACGCACCAUGUAUCCCACAAGUCCCCGCGGCACCAUGAUGAGACGCAAACUGAAGAAGAAAAACUACAAGAGCUCAAUGUCUCUGGCUUCCAGUACGGUAGGACUUGCAGGUCAGGUGGUCCACACAGAAACAACAGAGGUGACCCUCAUCAGCGACUCCAUCAUGGGCUUUGGGAUCCAGCUUCAGGGAGGAGUCUUUGCCACGGAAACCCUGUCCUCUCCGCCGCUCAUCGCUUACAUAGACCCUGACAGCCCGGCGGAGCGGUGCGGCAUCCUGCAGAUUGGUGACCGCAUCCUGUCAAUAAACGGCAUCCCCACUGAGGACAGCACGCUGGAGGAGACCAAUCAGCUGCUGAGGGACUCCAGCAUCACCAGCAAAGUCACACUAGAGAUUGAGUUUGACGUAGCAGAAUCAGUUAUCCCAAGCAGUGGAACCUUCCAUGUGAAGCUACCAAAGAAGCCAGGUGUGGAGCUGGGCAUCACCAUCAGCUCUCCUUCCAGUAGGAAGCCCGGAGAUGCACUCAUCAUCUCUGACAUAAAGAAAGGCAGCGUGGCGCACAGGACGGGCACCCUGGAGCUGGGGGAUAAGCUUUUGGCAAUAGACAACAUCCGUCUGGACAACUGUUCCAUGGAGGACGCCGUUCAAAUCCUGCAGCAGUGCGAAGACCUGGUUAAACUCAAGAUCCGCAAGGACGAGGACAACUCAGGUAUCCUACGUGAUGGCAGUGUUGAUAGGGACGCCCGUGUGCUGUUGGCCUGUGUUGCAGACGAGCAGGAGAGCUCUGGCGCCAUCAUUUACACUGUGGAGCUGAAACGCUUCGGCGGGCCGCUGGGCAUCACUAUCUCGGGCACCGAGGAGCCCUUCGACCCCAUCAUCAUCUCUAGCCUCACUAAAGGUGGCCUGGCCGAGAGGACUGGUGCCAUCCACAUUGGUGAUCGCAUCCUGGCCAUUAACAGCAACAGUCUGAAGGGCAAACCUCUCAGUGAGGCCAUCCACCUGCUGCAGAUGGCAGGGGAGUCCGUCACACUGAAGAUCAAGAAGCAGGGAGAAUUGGCAAGCCCGAAGCAGCCCUCAGUAACAGGGCGUUUGAACGAUCUGAGCGAUAUGGAGGAUGACGGUCAGGCUGGGCAGAAACCCGGUAAACUCUCAGACAUCUAUUCCACCACCAUUCCCAGCGUGGACAGCGCAGUGGAAUCCUGGGACGGCUCCGCCAUGGACGCCACCUUCAGCACCCAAGGUUUUGAAUAA
Sinocyclocheilus rhinocerous is the source of this 2733-nucleotide messenger RNA. RefSeq names its product glutamate receptor-interacting protein 1-like. The transcript is spliced from 20 exons. Gene Ontology annotation, molecular function: protein binding. The record is from RefSeq and is a predicted model, not a curated record. Gene Ontology annotation, biological process: neurotransmitter receptor transport, endosome to postsynaptic membrane. The coding region runs from base 145 to 2733 and encodes 862 amino acids. NCBI's taxonomy places the organism in Eukaryota, Metazoa, Chordata, Actinopteri, Cypriniformes, Cyprinidae.